This is a messenger RNA of Cylindrotheca closterium, 1401 nucleotides long. The record is from the annotation of a GenBank genome assembly. Lineage: Eukaryota; Bacillariophyta; Bacillariophyceae; Bacillariales; Bacillariaceae.
AUGGGUAAACGAGGCAAUGAUAUGUCACAAUUGAGCAAGGAAGAGUACGAGGCUGCAAUGGCCGGUGACUCUUCCUCCAGUGGAGAUGGUUUCGCCAGGGCGUCUGCUAAUGUACUCAGUGGUCGGCGAAUACUUCGAACUGGAAGUAAAUGGAAAAAGGCAAAAGCAGCAGCCGCUUCACCGUCUGCCUCAUCAUCAGUUGCACCAUCUCUAGGAGGAGCGGCUACCGGUACAGCAACAUCAAACCCCUUUUCUAAUUUCAGUUUCACGAAGGCCUCGACAUCCACAUCUCUGACCGCACCUUCCAUCGCUGCCAAAGCUCAAACUAGCAGUCUUGGAAACAACAGCAGUAAACCUGCUUUUGCGAUGCCUUCUUUGCCCGCCUACAAUUCGUCAAACUCCAACAAGGCCUUGAGUUUGAGCCAAUCCUUGCUCUCCAGCACCACAACCAUGCAGCAAUCUUCGUCGGCGCAAAGCGAUAACUCGCAACUAUCUAAAGGAUUCAAGAACUUUAUCGCAAAGCAAGAUAUUCGAGCGGAUUGGAGUUUGCCCAUGAAUCGGUAUAUCGAUACUUAUAACAAUUUGAAGGGUUCGAAACAAUCCUCCACAACCAGUCUGGCAACAAGUGUAGAUUCUGCGGCUGUUACGACAAACACUACACUUAAUUUUGGUAGCUUUGGUGGCACAUCAAAUACUUCGGCUAUUGCUUCAACAGGUGCAUCAAGUGCACUCGGCAAGCCACUCUUUCCUCCUCCUAGCAACGCUCCAGCCCCAUCUCUUUUCUCAUUUGGGUCCACAUCUGCGUCAGGUGGCAGUAGCACAUCUACAAAACCCACCUUCUCGUUCGGAAAUCCAGUGACCUCGUCACCAGCUCCCGCGCCAUCACCAUCAGCUGGAUUUGGGUUUGCCUUUGGAGGAAAAACAGAAUCUACAGGCUCGACGACUAUUGGUACACCAACGGCAUCCACAACUCCGUCGGAAAAGGAAAACCAAGACUCGACCAAUAAGGGAGAAGAGGGAGGAAGCUCCACCCAACAAAGCGCUGAUAACGAUUGGAAUGAAGUAUAUUCUACCAAAGUCAAGGUGUAUCACCAUCGUGACAAAGGCACUCAGUUUGCAAAGGGCGAUUUGAAAUUGCAAGAACUCAAGUCUGACGUUGGGAUCAAGCGCAUGGUAAUGCGAGAUAUUGCCGGCAAAGUCACACUCAAUGUUGCCGUUUCCAGCGGUAUGGAGUUUAAAAAAAUUAAGGAGAAGGCGAACAGUGGACGGGUUGUGGCAAGAAUUAGUUUUGUCGGGAUUCGUGAUGGCGACCAUGGAGCGGAGACCCUUUCAAUUGUCUGCAAGGCUGAACUCCAAGAUGAACUGUACGGGAAGUUGGUAGAAAUGAGUACUCAGGGGUAA